Molecule: messenger RNA, 3392 nt
Organism: Heterobasidion irregulare TC 32-1
Lineage: Eukaryota; Fungi; Basidiomycota; Agaricomycetes; Russulales; Bondarzewiaceae
Exons: 6
Biological process (GO): negative regulation of transcription by RNA polymerase II; positive regulation of transcription by RNA polymerase II
Molecular function (GO): RNA polymerase II cis-regulatory region sequence-specific DNA binding; DNA-binding transcription factor activity, RNA polymerase II-specific; zinc ion binding
Source: RefSeq, a predicted model, not a curated record
AUGCUCCUCAUGGAGCUCUCCACUGCGCCUCUUCACUCUGCUUCUGACGAUACCCUCAACAAGCCCUGGACACCCUCAGCCCGUCCAACCCUCAACACUUCGCUUUCCGCUCAUGUCCCCUCAUCAACGCCCUCCGAGCGCAGCCCCAUCCCUUCAUCCUCUCUAUCAGCCUCAUCUCAGUCGUCCCCCUGGAUGCAAUCUCUCGCCCUUCCCCACUCUGAUGCCUCUCUCCCUUAUUUAUAUUCAAAUCAGACCUCCCGCACGCCUUCAUCUCCUGAUCCGCUAGCUCACCCGUCAACUAUGUCUUCUCUUUCCUCGAAUGACUGGAACAAUAUAUUUUCUGCCCCUCUCAACCCCGCUAUGUUCGCUCAACUCACCGCCAACGGCGUCAUUGGUCCCAUCCCCGCCCCAGGCCCCUCUUCCAGGAUCACCCAGGGCGUCGCCCCCCCUCCUCGUUUCCAUCCAUCUCACCCGCGCGCCCCCGAUUCCGGUCGCUCUCGGCAAGGCCAACCGGACCUGAGCCAGUAUCCUGCCCCUGUCGGCCACCCCUAUCAGAAACCGCCGUCCUCGCAUGCAUAUCCGAUCUCCACCAAGAGCAAGUCGCACUCCGUCAGUGUAUCUGGCUUUGCUCCCCCCCACCAUCGCUCUUCUGCUUCGAACGGCAACGUUCACAUGGAGUCAAAGUCGCUGACAAGAGAAAACAACGGCGCAUCGCAUUCGCGGCAUACUUCGUCAGCGUCUGGCGGCUCAUAUCAUCCCUCCCCCAACGCCCCCUUCUCUCCGACUUCUCCCUAUGAUUAUAACUUCGAUUUUAAUUAUCCGGCGGAGCGAUCGAACACAGGUCUGCCCCCGUCGUUAUGGAUGUCGCCCACCUCGACCGGUCCCUCCACCCCCGUAACCGAACCCUACACUUUCAAUCCGCACACGAUCCCCCACAGUUCGUCUCAUACUGGAAGUAGUGCUGUAUCUGUAGUCUCCGGGACACCCACGGGUGCUCCAGGCGUUUUCUUCAGUGGUUCGCCUCCUCUGUCCGCUAAUGGGGGCGAGGGAGCGAGUUCGUCAAUACUCAGUGAAAUGUUCUCGGACAACAUAUUUAGCCCUCGACGCAGCGUCGACCAGGGCCCGAGCCAGUUUCCAUCCCCAAUCACCUCUGGGUCUCCAGACCUCAAGUCGUCCGCGCUUUCUCCGGUCGAUGCAGGCCACGUCGACCCGGAUCAGCUGGCGAAAGAGGAUCCGCUCGCGACGCAGGUGUGGAAAAUGUACGCCCGCCAGAAGGCGAACCUCCCACACGCACAGCGGAUGGAGAACCUUACCUGGCGGAUGAUGGCGUUGCAUCUGAAGAAAAAGAAGGAAGACGAGUUAAAAGCGGCUGCCGAGGAGGAGAGCGGGGAACGGGGCAGCGUCGAUGCGGGUGCAGACGCCGGCGAGGGCGCGAGCACUGAGCAGUCCGGCCCUGGUCAGCCCGGCGGGUCGGUUGAUGAUGACUCGACGCCGGAGGAGGGUGCUUCAGAGAGAGGACGUCGAAUUGAUAAAGGAAAGGGCAAGGUCAGCGUGGUUGGUUUUGAUGGCAAAAAUCAAGACAGUACGGAAGAAGAGGACGAGGUCGUGCCUAUGGAUUGGAGGGCGAUGAGCCGAUCAAGAUCUCGCGCACCCAUGGAUUGGAGAGCGACCAGUCGCUCGAGGUCACGCCCUCCGGCUUCUGCUCCUCCCUUCGAAUAUAGCUUCCAGGAUGGGGAGCGCCUCGCGUUCCCUUCUCUCGAGACUGACCCCCUCGCAUCCGACAUCUCUGGCCCCCGCAGACCUCACCCUCUCGCCACAUCCACGACCGGCUCCGCUCUCAGAAUCCCGAUCUCUACCUCGGCGAGCGGUCGCCACAGCCCUUCUUCAUCGAUGCCCAACCACUUCUCAUUGCCCGCCGUGUACGAGAACGUCGCCGAGCAAUCGCAUGCCAUCCCGAUGCCUGGCCUCCCUGGCUCUCGCAACCCCUUUUCGGUGAACUAUGCUCCAUCACUCUCCGUCUACCCCAGCCCCACCUCCCACCCCUCCUCUUUGCCCUCGUUCGGCCUGCAUGGUCUCUCAAGGCUGCCGGCAGCUGUUGCGCCGCCGGAACAACGGUCCUUCCCGAGACACGUGCGUAAGACUAGUUUCGAUCACACGGUUUCCAAAGAGGGCAUCCUGGCUGCGGUCACCGGCCGUCAUCAGGUCAAUGGCAAGCCCUCGUUGGCAGCAGGAAGCCUUAUAGGUACCAAGCGCAGGGCAGACGCCCCCCAUGCCGAGAGCAUGUUGCGCGGUGAUCCGCCCAGCGUUGCGGCCUCCCCUGUUAUGGAUUCUCCAGAUGGGUCUCAACGGUUUCCGCGGACGAGUCCUUUUCCAUCCACGCCAUUCAACUUCUCGUUCUCGGGGUACAACGGCUUCUUCGACUUGCAGGGCGCCGCGACCCUGCCUCAGGAGUAUGGAACUGUUCUGCCAGCAGAAGAAGCGCACCAGCCAGGGUCUUACAGAGACCAUCCUUCGCACCCCUCUUCCCUCUCCACCGCGACUUACUCGCCGAACUCUGGCUCGCCGCCGGCACCGCACGAGCGCCUGUCCGCCGCGGCGGCUGCCGCAUCGACCGCCAUAGCGGAGGGCUACGUGCGCCUGAGCACCGCAAACUUGACUGGCGUGGACGAGACGGGACUCAACUAUCAUCAGCACCUGAUGGGCCUCAUGUACUCCAGCCUCGACGGCACGUCGGGCUUGGUGCACCAUCCGUACACACACGUGGACCCCACGCAGAUCCUAUCGGGCGAGCACGGCGACGGCGCCUUUGCGAGCCUGCACCCGAGCCCGUCGAGCGAUGGCUGGAACGGGUUCAACUCGAGCAACGCGGCGUCGCCCGAGCCGCACAACGCGUCCAACGCGUCGACGCCGCCGUCCGCGGAGGGCUCGUCGAACGGGAACGGGAACGGGAACAUGUCGCGCAACCCGUCGCGCAAGAUCGCGUCGACGAAGCGCGUGAAGCAGGACUCGGCCGCGCGGUCCGCCGCGGCGCAGCGGAAGAGGGCCGGGGAGGGCGGCGGGGCGGCGAACGGGCAGCUGCGCUCGUCGACGAGCACGCCGGACUUGGGGUCCGCCGCGGGCGGCGGACAGGGGAAAGGCGGGAACGAGGAGGGGGAUGCGGCGUCGACGGUGUGCACGAACUGCCAGACGACGAAUACGCCGUUGUGGAGGAGAGAUCCCGAGGGGCAGCCUCUGUGCAACGCAUGCGGCUUGUUUUAUAAACUGCACGGCGUUGUUCGCCCUCUAUCUCUCAAGACCGACGUGAUUAAGAAGAGGAACCGAGCGUCUGGCGCGUCGAGCACGAACGCACGCAAGGGGAGCUCCGUGCUGCCCAAGAUAGCGUCGUCGUCGAC